UUGCGAGGUCCAAAAAUGACAUCACGUUUUGCAUUUCCCACGUUCAGUCCAGCAGCUCUGCUCGCCUCCACGGACCUUCUCUUCUUGCAGUUUCCAGAUGCAGACACCGAAAAAGUGUCCGUCCUACGUGGGAAUAAAGAUCCCGGAUUACAGUUUUCUGCAUGGAAGUGGAAGUCGGGCUUCGCGUUUAUCAUGAGAGGGCAACUUCUUAAGUUUUUCUGCCUCCAGACAGAACUCUAAAUCAAUUCUUUUUACUAUUUGAUUCUUUUUUUCCACUUUGAAUACAUGGACUGAUCACACGAUUCCACAUCUUGGAAGAAUGAGAGACUCCUCCUGGAUUCAUUUUUAUUUGGGGAUUGAUUAGUUGUUGUUGUUUUUGUUUUGUUUUUUUGAAAAGACAAGGGAAGACUUUAUGGUACUUUUUACCCAAAACUAUGGAAUUGUCUUUGCAAAUUCACCUUUUUACAGUGUUUGUCUCGUGUAUUAAGGUUUAUGCUCAAGUGGUACAGCCCGUAAAGCACCCAGGCCUGAAGGUCCUGGAAACAGCCUCGCAUUAUUGGCCUCUCGAUGCUGUGGAUGGAAUCCAUGAACUGUGGGACCAGAUUGGAAACAGACCAGGUUAUGUUAACGGAAGUAACAUAACUCUCAGAAUCCACAACCACACUGUGCUCCCUUCCUCCCAUAACUCUUCCUAUGUGUAUACCAAUGAUUCUGCCUUCACUAACAUUUCUGCGACAGUAGACAUUGUUGAAGGGAUGGUUAACAAAGGCAUCUUUCUGAAUGGAGAUAACGGCGGCACCUUUCUCCACUUUGGAAACUACCAGAACACCUGCAUCAGUGAUCCUAUCCUGUGCGGCCCCGAGGGGAUUACCUUCUCCUUUUUUUGGAAGAACCAAGAAGCCCGGUCCCGUUUUGCUGUGGCCUCUGGCGGGAAAGUGAUCUCUAAUGGCUUCUCGGUCUACACCAAUCCCUUGCUGGGAUAUGUGGAGUUUUAUACCCGAGGCAACCACCACAGAUGGAAGACCAACAUCCAGGUUCCAGGGCCUUUCUGGACCCACAUUCUCUUCACAUGGACAAAAAGCGAUGGCCUGAAGGUCUACAUCAACGGCACCUUCACGGCCGGCGACGCGACCGGCAACGUGUCAGAGAACUACGGCGACCCGUACCCCGACCUCGUCAUCGGCACGGGCAACAACCGGGCGUACGACCACUACGUCACGGGCGCGUUCGACGAGUUCGUCAUCUGGGAGAGGGCGCUCUCUCCAACUGACAUUCUGCUCUACUACGGCGCAGCCAUAGGUCAAGCUCUCGCGUCUGCCACGACGCCCAGAUCCUUCAGAGAAGCUACUUCGGUCACGCCAACGCUCAGAGCCACCGAGGUGAGUCCUCCUGUCAUCAGCAGUCGGCGCGAGGAGGUCCAAAGCUCCCCGGACCCGGAGACCAUGCCAGUGCUGGGCUUUCUGAAGGUGCUGCCCAACAGGACCAUUCCGCACAACGCUGCCAACAACCUCACACAGGCUUUUCUCAAAAGCGUGGAAGAAGUGCUGUCCUCCCCGGCGCUGCCAGAGCAGUCCAUCCCUGUGGUCAGCGGGCUGAUCGAGACCGUGGACAGAGUGAUGGAACACAUGGUGACGAAGCUGGAGCCCGGCCCGAACACUCUCGUCACCCUGGACGGAACAUCGUUUGUUGCAGAUUAUUCCCUGAUGAAGCUUCCGCAAAACUACAACCUGCCACAUUAUCGCUUCCCCACAGAGGGCAAGAGCUACAUCUCUGUGCCCGGGGAGGCUUUCACUUUGCAGUCUCAAACCACUAUUGUUGGCCUCUUCUACCACAACAUGCACAGCUACUACAAAGAGAUCAGUCCUGUCAAGACCAGGAUUAACGAAGCAGCGGAUUUCAAGGAUCACAAGAUCCAGGUAGCGAGCUGUCUCAUUUCCCUGAAAGUGGAGCCGUCGCCGGCCCUGUCGUUCAACCUCUCCGGAGCGCCGCUCAUCAAGAUCGUCCAGACGCAUGUCCUGACUAAAGAACAGCAAGACCAGGUUCUUAACCAGAGCAACAAAGUCUUCCUCUACUGUGCGUUCUUGGACUACAGUUCCAAUGAGGGCGUGUGGUCCAACAAAGGCUGCGUGCGCUCGGAUGGAAACAUGACGUACUCUGUGUGUCUGUGCAAUCACCUCACCAACUUUGCCAUCCUGAUGCAAGUGGUGCCCUUAAAGCUCACCACUGGCCACCGGGUGGCACUAUCAACCAUCGGUUACGUCGGCUGCUCCAUUUCCAUCCUGUGUCUCGCCAUCACUCUUGUCACCUUCGCGGUGCUGUCGUCAGUGAGCACCAUCCGUAACCAACGUUACCACAUCCACGCCAACCUGUCCUUCGCCAUCCUGGUGGCGGAGAUCCUCCUGCUCAUCAGCGCUCGCUUUGACCCGGGCACGCUGCCCUGUAAGGUCAUGGCCGUCCUGCUGCACUUCUUCUUUCUGAGCGCCUUCGCGUGGAUGCUGGUGGAGGGGCUUCACCUCUACAGCAUGGUGGUCAAAGUGUUCGGCUCGGAGGGGAGCAAGCACUUCUACUACUAUGGCAUCGGCUGGGGCUCUCCUUUGGUUAUAUGCAUCGUGUCCAUGACGUCGGCUCUGGACAGUUACGGUGAGGUUGACAACUGCUGGUUGUCGUUGAAAAACGGCGCCAUCUGGGCUUUCGUGGCGCCGGCGCUGUUUGUUAUUGUGGUGAACAUCGGCAUCCUGAUAUCUGUGACCAGGAUCAUAUCUCGAAUCAGCGGAGAGAAUUACAAAGUGCACGGAGAUGCCAAUGCAGUCAAGCUGACGGUAAAGGCGGUCGCCGUGCUUCUUCCUAUACUCGGCAUUUCCUGGAUCUUCGGCGUCCUCGCCUUCAACACGCACUCUUUGCCGUUCCUGUACAUCUUUGCCGUGUUCAACUCCUUACAAGGAUUCUUUGUUUUCCUGUUUCACUGUCUUCUCAACUCAGAGGUCAGAGCUGCUUUCAAACACAAAACCAAGGUGUGGACGCUCACCAGCAGCUCCAUCCGAAACAUAAAUGUGAAGCCCUUCAACUCUGACAUCAUGAACGGAAACAAGGACGGCGUUCUUCCCACCAACUCAGCCAAUCGAAUCGACCUCUCCGCCGUGUAGACGCUCACAAUCACCACUUCUGUCCGCGGCAGGAGGGGCGGUCGAAGCGCUCACUUGUAUAGAAUGGCAAACACUGGCCAGAGUGUACUCUCCCGCUGCAUCAUGUAACGCACCAAACACUCGCAUGAGAAAGUGAUACUGAAAGAGAUUCUAUAGCCGAAUAAUCGACAAGCAGACUAUGAAGACUGUGACUUAUUAUCAUCUCAUAAACAGCGCGUUCACGUGUUCCCAAGGAGACGCUGUUCGGGGCUCAGCGUCUGUCAGUCUGUGUCGCCUGCUGCAGUGGAUUCACUGGAGGGAAGUCCACUCCCCUGAUCUCUCGCUGAUCGUUCCAGUUGAAGAAAAGUGAAUAUGGAGCUACUGUCAGCGGUUAGUCCAGGAAGACUGGACACAUCCGGUCUGAUGCCGCCCACAGCGAACACACACUGAGAAAAGCACAGUGGUAAUAUCUGAAGGAAUUAUGUUUGUUCCAAAUACAGUAAGCAAGUUAUAUAUAUGAAAAAAAUCUGCUUAUUCUAGUUUGAAUUAACAUAAAUCAUUUAAGUUGAUCAAAUGUUCUUUUUUCAGUGCAGUCUCCCGACCAGCACUUAAAACUCAGUAAUAACCAUUUAACAAUGGCUUUGUUUCAUCUGUUAGUGCCAAAACAAUGUAUUCUCAGUUUCCAUGUGCCAAAACCCUCGUAAUCUGGGAUUGCCAUUAGCAAAGACCUUAUCUGAACAGAGAAGAAAACAGAUUAUUUUCUAAAAUAUAAAAAACAUUUUGACAUUGGCAGUGAGUCUCACACAGUAAAACAGUACAAUGAUGUUAGAAUUUGAGAUGAUAAUGAGUGCAGUGUUUUCAGAGUACGGUUUAAUGCAUAAUCGUGGACGAGAAAAGGAAUAAAAUAUCGUGUAUUUCUUUAAAAAUGACAUAGUGGCUUCAUCCGAUGUAGUGUUUAUCAACACGAUGGUAAAAUGGCUACUUUUAAUAGAUUCACACAGUUUUAAUCCAGGUUUGUGGGAAAGCGCAAACACAAUAACUACAUUAUAAUAAAUAGAAAAAGAGUAUUGGUGAAUUAGAGGCUAUGUAUUUCCGAUAAUAAGUAUUUAUUUAUUUGUGAUUCUGAGUUUGUUAUGUGUGCCAAAGCUCAAGAAAUCAGUGUUUGAGUGUUUCUUGUCCUGAGACGAAGUGACUGGUAUAUUUAUAUUUGCAGUAUACCUCACUUCCUGAUAAGCUGUGCUAUGCUAUGCUUUGAGGAAUAGUGAAAACUGGUUGUGUUUUGGACAAAAUUCUGUGAAGUUAAUAUGUUUCUGUGGCUUAUUUGUCUUUCACGUUUUCAUAUAUAUAUUUUUUUUGUACAAUUGAAUAUGGAAUCUGUUCUACACACGGACUGAGGGACUCGACGGGGUUGUUGCUUUUUUCUUAACAUACUGUGAGAAGAGAGGGAGUUGGCAUGUUUUCAAAAUGUUCCAUUGAUUUUACACUGUACCAACAUGACGUUUCCUGAGGCAGGAUUUACUGUAAGUCACUCUGUGCUCACUUGUCUGUCAGAUUUGAAGUUAAAUAUUUGACCAUGUCUACGCUUGUAUAUGGCCGUCAUUGAUUGUCGUCUCAUGGUACUAUGGUUUAAUGCUUUCAGUUAUCUUUAUUAAAAAAAACAAGACUUUAUGACAAGAAAUCAG
Solea senegalensis (Senegalese sole) is the source of this 4804-nucleotide messenger RNA. RefSeq names its product adhesion G protein-coupled receptor D1 (gene adgrd1). The coding region runs from base 435 to 3143 and encodes 902 amino acids. NCBI's taxonomy places the organism in Eukaryota, Metazoa, Chordata, Actinopteri, Pleuronectiformes, Soleidae. Gene Ontology annotation, biological process: cell surface receptor signaling pathway; adenylate cyclase-activating G protein-coupled receptor signaling pathway. Gene Ontology annotation, cellular component: membrane. The transcript is spliced from 26 exons. The record is from RefSeq and is a predicted model, not a curated record. Gene Ontology annotation, molecular function: G protein-coupled receptor activity.